Molecule: messenger RNA, 3395 nt
Organism: Thamnophis elegans (Western terrestrial garter snake)
Lineage: Eukaryota; Metazoa; Chordata; Lepidosauria; Squamata; Natricidae
Gene: GMEB2
Product: glucocorticoid modulatory element binding protein 2
Exons: 10
Coding region: 719-2320 (533 amino acids)
Biological process (GO): positive regulation of transcription by RNA polymerase II
Cellular component (GO): nucleus
Molecular function (GO): RNA polymerase II cis-regulatory region sequence-specific DNA binding; DNA-binding transcription activator activity, RNA polymerase II-specific
Source: RefSeq, a predicted model, not a curated record
CCACCUCACUUUUAUGUCAUGUCACUUUCCUCCUUACCCUCCUACCAGAAUGUUCUCCCCCCCCCCACACACACCUCCACAGGGAAGUUCACAGCCAUGUCAUCUCCUCGUGGUCCCCUCUCCACGUUCCCAACCAAACCCCUAACCCCAUUGUAUAUAGAGGCCCUUUGAGCUUUCUUCUUUUUUUUAACGACGGCAUUAGCGCCGGCCUAGCCCGCCGUAUGGGGAUGAUGGGAGUUGGAGUCCGAAGUCGUUGUUGGGGGGUGGGGAGCCCCCGCGGCUGUUUUCCCUCAGAGGAGGCGCGCGCGCGGCGGGGGAAAAGGGGGGGGGUGGGGAGCCGUGGAGCCUCUCGGCGCCCCGCGCAUGCGCUGUGGAGUGUCGGUGGUGGUUCUGAAGGGAGGCAACGGGCAGCUCUCCCCCAAUAAAAGCCCCGGCGGCGGGUGGGAGCCCUCCUUCCCUCCCUCGCCUCAGCCCCGGCGCCGCAGCAGGGAGAAAGCAGCAGGGGCGCAGUGCGCCUGCGCAGCAGCGAGCACAGGCCGCACGCGCCACAGCUUCUCCCUCACUCACACACACUCACACACUCACACAGGGCGCUGAGGCAGCCGCUGCGGCUUCUUCUUCCUCUCCCCUCCCUCGCCUCCCGCCUUCCUUCCUUCCUUCCCCGCCGGCGCUGGAACCUGAAGCUCGGGCCGCCGCGGCUGAGUGUAAAGGUUCCUUAAUGAUGACGACACAAGAUAUGAGCAUGCAUAUGGAGGAGGUUGUCGUGGUAACCACUCCGGAUAAUGUGGUGGAUGGCAGCGGUGUGGAGGAAGUGAAGACCGUCCUAGUUACCACCAACCUGUCCCAGCAUGGCAGUGACCUCAACGAAGACACCCUGGAGACGGAAAAUGCGGCUGCCGCUGCGGCCGCAGCUUUCACCGCCUCUGCCCAUCUGAAGGAAGCCCUUUUAGUGAAGAUGGCGGAAGGAGAGGAGUGCCUGGAAGCUGAGGUGGCUUAUCCCAUCACCUGUGGCGACAGCAAAGCGAAUCUCAUAUGGCGGAAGUUUGUUUGCCCGGGCAUCAAUGUGAAGUGUGUGCAGUAUGACAAUCAUUUGAUAAGUCCUAAGGAGUUUGUGCAUUUGGCUGGCAAGUCCACCCUCAAGGACUGGAAGAGGGCAAUCCGGAUGAAUGGGAUCAUGCUAAGGAAAAUCAUGGAUUCAGGGAAGCUGGAUUUCUACGAGCACACAAAAGUUUGCUCGAAUACCUGCCGCAGCACUAAAAUCGAUCUGACCGGGGCCAGAGUCUCUCUCAGCAGUCAGACUUCAUCAGAAUACACGCCUCUUACUCCAGCCUCUGCAGACGUCAAUGGAUCUCCCGCCACCAUCACCAUAGAAACCUGCGAGGAUACCACCGAGUGGACCACGGCUAUUGGAGAUGACGCAUUCACCUUCUGGCGAGGCCUGAGAGACGCCGGGCUGCUGGAGGAAGUGGUGCAGGAAUUCAGUGUGGAAUUCAUGGAAGCCAUGAAGGGCCUGCAGCAAAGAAUCCAGGAACUCCCUUUGCAGCUGAACGAUGCCAUCCUGCUGAACAACACCGUCCAGAAUUUUGGCAUGCUGGACCUGGUGAAGAAAGUUUUGGCCAGCCACAAAUGCCAAAUGGACCGUUCCAGAAAGCAAUACACACGAGACUUAGCAGCUCUGGAGCAGCAGUGUGACGAGCACCGCAAGAGAGCCAAGGAGCUGAAGCACAAAUCCCAGCAUCUCAACAACGUGCUCAUGAAUUUGACGCCUGUCUCCAUCCCCUCCCCUCUGAAACGGCCCAGGCUGACCCGGGCCACUUCAGGACCCCCAGCCAUCACCUCCCAAGUCCUGACUCAGUCGGCUCAGAUUGCCCUGGCUCCAGGCGUGCCCAUCACCCAGCUGGCCGGUCUGCCCAUCGGCAAAGUGCUCUCUGCCCUCCCGGCAUCUGCACUCGGAAAGGCCACCGCCCAGGUGACGUCGGCUGGCUCUCCCGCCUCCCCGCUGCUGGGCGGAUACACCAUCUUGACGUCGGCGGGUUCUGCCUUCCCCAACGCAGUGGAAAUCCACCCCGAAGCCUCCAACCUCACCGUCUUGAGCACCGCGGCCAUCCAGGACAGCAGUACGGUGGUCAAGGUGAUGAGCCCUUUCCAGCUGCUCACCCUGCCAGGGCUCGGCACGGCCAUCCAGAACGUGACACAGCUGUCUCCCGGGGGCAGCACCAUCCUGGCUUUGCCGUCCAGUGUGAUGGAAGGCGCUUCGGCCACGGAAGAGCACACGACCAUUGAGGUAACCACCGUAGCGGAUGAGACUCAGCAGAAAUGAAAUGUGGACGUUGGUCCUUUGGGGGGGGGAGCGCUCCAGGCUUACAUGACCAUCCCUCGGAUGAGAAGAUGGAGAUGACAAAGAAGAAGAAGGAGAAGAAGAGAGUGCUGGGAAAAGAGAGAGGAAAACCGAUCGGCUGAUGGCGGAAUAGGGAGGUUGAAAUUUUAAAAAAGAGAAGAAAGACGAAGAGGGAAGAUGAAAUGAAGGGAGAAUAUCAUUGAUGGGGCAGAAAAAAGACCCCCUGUUGCUGGGAUCCAUUAAAAGCUAUAAUCUUUGCACCCCCCAGCUUGUAAGUACCCCCCCCCCACACACACAUCUCUAGCCAGCUCUGGGGAACCGAGGCAGCCAAGGCUGGGUUUCGAAGAAUAAAACAAUUAACCCAACCUCUGCAGGCCAAAGAAUUAGGCAAUGAGACAGGAUUAUUUAAAGCAUUUCCGGCCUGGCAGAAGUGGGGGUCCCAACAUAUGCAAUUGCCUGAAUUUUGGGCUAGGGAGCUGAUGGACUGUUUCUCUGCCAGGACGGAGGAAGAGGAGCGAGUGGGAGGAAAUCUGGCAUUUGGACGUGGGUGAAAUGGAGAAUGGGCCAAAGGCGCAUGGGAAGGGGAAUAGCGGCUUAAAAAUGGGGACGUAGGAGGCUUGGAAGGGAGACAGGAGGACUUCCGUGGUGGGCAGAUCCAUUCCCAAUUUAAGAGCAUCAAUUCGCCGAGCUCCCUGCUUGCAUCUCAGCCUGAGGAGGAAGGUCUGGCCAAAUCUGCUGAAGGUGGACCCCCUUUGUUGGAUUUUUCUCCCCCCCCUCCCCAAGCGGUUAUGUCCUCCACGGCUACCGAGCCUUAUCCUCCCCAACCCCUGGUGCAUCUGCACUUUAGGCUGCAAAACAAUGUUUUUGCCAAAAACAAGGGUGAAAAAUAGGAGCUCCCGAUUGUUCCAGUUGACUUGAGGGACUUGAUACUUGAUGUGAGAAGAAGAAUCCUCUGUCGGAAGCUACAAGGGCUCGGCUUCUCGCAGGGUGAGUUUGGGCCUAUCAGUAACGACGGGUUCAAGACUCUUGGGUAACAUUAAAAUUUUGUUUUUUCAAG